AUACAUCAUAGGUCUCACAGCAGGAAGCGCAAACAGUAGCCUACGAACUUAAUUGGCAAAAAGAGAAAACAAAUCUACACUUUGAGGACAAUCUCUUCUAAAUACAGAGAUCCAGGACUUGAGACAGCCAACACAUCCUGGACAUACUGGAGACUGCAGGUGAAUGCUUCUUACUUUGGACGACUUUGAGCUUUGUGAACACAGGCGUUUCCAGGGAGACGCUGCAGAAGCCCCCGUUAAGAUUACCCUAGCUCCCUCGAGCAAAUGUACCCUUCAGCCUCCACAGUGAAAAAUGUCUGUUGCCGCAGUGAAGAAGAAUCUUCAAAAAGUGAAACCACCCCCCAGAUCAAUUUGUUGAAGAAAAUAUAAUAACAGGUGCUAAAUAUCCGUCUGUUAGGCAUUGUGCACUGCCAGACAGAUAUCAACCAUGGCAUUGUGCACUGCCAGACAGAUAUCAACCAUGGCAUUGUGCACUGCCAGACAGAUAUCAACCAUGACUUGGAAGGCAACUGGAGUUCUUAUUGUCUUCUUACUUGCACUUGUUGCAGAAUCCACCUUGUCUCUUCCUACUUUUAUGACAGUGAUUUUAAAUGACCCUAUCACACUCCCCUUCUCUGGACUAUGCCAUGAUGGUGUCAUCGAGUGGAGGCGUUAUCAGGAUGGUCCAUCGGGGGGCAUCAUCAAGAAGACGGUUGCUGAACUGGACCGAGAGGUUUUAACCUCAGGAGAGGGCUAUGAGAACAGGGUUGAACUCCAGAAUGGAAACCUCUCUCUCACCAUCUCCUCAGCUGAGUACAAUGACAUGGGGUGGUAUGAGUGUGUCUGCAACAACAACACCAACGUUUUACAUGAUGUAAAACUAGAAGUUUUGGUCCCCACUAAAAUAUCUGCCCAUGUUGGAGAAAAUGUCACUCUUCACUGCCAUGGCAGAACUGACAGUCAAAUAAACUUCCAUUGGCAAAAAGAUGUUCAAACGUCUGUUCUGAAGGUCGAAGCAGGACAUACUACCUUUGACCCUGAGUUUGAGGACAGAGCAUCUGUAUCCAAAGAUGGCUACAGUAAAGGGGAUCUUUCCCUCACCCUCACUAACAUAACCCUAUCUGACCGGGGGACCUACCAGUGUUUCGUCGGCCCUGACAAACAGACGAGAGGAAACCCUGAAGCUGUCACUCUCACCAUCACUGUUCAAGACAAGCCCUCUGAGGACACAGGCACAUGGUCCCCAUGGAUAGAGGUGGUGCUGGCGGUCAUGGUGGUGCUCAUUGUAAUAGGUCUGGUUUUCUGUGUAGGCCUCUGGUCUGGAGUGAAUUCCCCAAGAUGUUUAUCACCUGUCAUCCAUCUUCUCCGUAGAUGGAAAUCACAUUCACAUACUGAUCCUACAUACAUGUAUAGUCAGGACAGACCAGAGGUCGACCGAUUAAUCGGAAUGGCCGAUUUCAGGUUUUCAGAACAAUCGGAAAUCUGUAUUUUUUAAUA
Oncorhynchus mykiss (rainbow trout) is the source of this 1476-nucleotide messenger RNA. Lineage: Eukaryota; Metazoa; Chordata; Actinopteri; Salmoniformes; Salmonidae. The record is from RefSeq and is a predicted model, not a curated record.